AUGUCCGGGAAACAGUCGUCGCAGGGUAACACUUGGCACGGUCAUACAGUCUAUCACGAUCCACGAGAAUGUGGCAUUCCCAAAGCCUUUUCUGCUGCCGAAUUCAAGUUCUUCGAGUCAGUUCCCUACUGUGGCCCUCUGUCCACCGGUAAUAGUUUUGCUUCAUCGUUUUCCAUACCCCUAGGCGUCCUUGGCAUCCUCGACUGCGGAAAAUUCAUCCAUGCAGUAAGCUUGUCUAUUAAAUUUAUUGUCAACUGGCUAUCUGCACGCUCGAAUAGGCCGAGUGCCCUGUCUUUUGAAGACGGUUCGAACCUGAAAACCUUAUCCGAUCUCUCACCUUUCCAGCGGUUGUCGCAACUCCGGGAAAAAUCCCUUCGAUUGCUUACUGCUUCAGCUUUAGCAUCGAAGUUGGGAUGGAAGGCCGUCGGACAACUUGAAUGCAAAAUCAAGUGCUCGGCCUAUUUCAAGUGGUCUGAUAUCUUGUCAUACCUAUAUCGUUCAAUGGCCAUAAUCCCUCAUUUGCUCGCGAUCAGGAUCAAAACAUGGUACUAUAUCCUCCGGCCGUGCGCGAAAUUCGCCAUUCCUGGAUCUAUACGGAGUGACGGCACGAUGUCUGUUAUGGCGAUGCACCCGGCGCUUGCGCUAUAA
Guyanagaster necrorhizus is the source of this 648-nucleotide messenger RNA. RefSeq lists its product as uncharacterized. The record is from RefSeq and is a predicted model, not a curated record. NCBI's taxonomy places the organism in Eukaryota, Fungi, Basidiomycota, Agaricomycetes, Agaricales, Physalacriaceae. The transcript has 6 exons. Bases 1 to 648 code for a protein of 215 amino acids.